AAAAAAAAAUUGUUUGACAGGGAGGUGAGGCGACCUGCGAGAAGGGAUUACACAAGAGAAGGGAAGUUUUAGCGCGCGUGUGUGUGCGUGUGUGUGUGUGACAGUUUCCCAGUCAACUUGGAGGCAGACUUAGGGGGCGCGACAAAUGAUUUGUACGAGUGUAAGCAACAGGGCACGGAGCGAAAUGUCAGGGACUGUUUCAGCCUCGAGCAAAGGGAAGCGCGACUAGUACACCGCAACGCGGAAAAAAAAAUAUUCAGGGGGGUGAGAAUGCGAAUGGUGCGAAGAUACCGAAAUCAAACAAAAUGGAAACGAUGUAGCGUCGCUGCGGCAUUUCAUAUAGAUAGAACUAACGUUAGAGUAGAGGAUAGAUAGCUAAGGAGCUAGCAGGUUAACUAACAUACAUGUAAAGUUAUUCCCCGGAGAAACAGAGCCCGGAGGCGUCUGUUGAGUCACAAGAGUUCAUCAGUAUCUUCCCCCCCCAAAAAAGAAGACAAAACAAGAAGAUGCUACGGAGAGGACUCACCCGUUUGCUUGGCGGCGAUGAGAGAAGAGUGGACAGUCGAACUAUCUACGUUGGCCAUCGCUCAUCUUCAACCAAUGAGGCUUUCAUCCCACCCAAGUUCUGUGAUAACAGGAUCGUGUCCUCCAAGUACACAGUUUGGAACUUUCUACCAAAGAACCUGUUUGAACAGUUUAGAAGAAUUGCCAAUUUCUACUUCCUUAUCAUCUUCCUGGUGCAGGUGAUAGUGGACACACCCACCAGCCCAGUCACCAGUGGCCUACCCUUGUUUUUUGUGAUCACAGUAACGGCUAUUAAGCAGGGCUAUGAGGACUGGCUACGGCACAAAGCUGACAAUGAGGUGAACAAGUACCCAGUAACAGUGCUGGAGGACGGCCGGAGGAUACGGAAGGAGAGUGAGAAGAUCAAGGUCGGAGAUGUUGUGGAGGUGGAGGAAGAUAAGACCUUUCCCUGUGAUUUAAUACUGCUGCAGUCUAGCCGAGGCGACGACACAUGUUUUGUUACCACAGCAAGUCUGGAUGGAGAGUCAAACCAUAAAACACACUACACAGUGCCAGACACUGAGAAGGAUCUGGAAUCCCUCAACGCCACCAUUGAGUGUGAACAGCCGCAGCCUGACCUUUACAAGUUUGUUGGACGCAUGCACAUCUACAAAACCAAUCAAGAGCCUGCAGUAAGGUCUUUGGGCCCAGAAAACCUUCUGCUGAAAGGGGCAACUUUAAAGAACACUCAGAAAAUCUGUGGUGUUGCAGUUUACACAGGCAUGGAGACAAAGAUGGCCCUUAACUACCAGGGCAAGUCUCAGAAACGCUCGGCUGUGGAGAAGUCCAUCAAUGCCUUCCUUCUGGUUUACCUUUGCAUAUUGGUUAGCAAGGCUCUAGUGUGCACAACAUUAAAGUAUGUGUGGCAGGGCAAGCCCGGACAAGAUGAGCCUUGGUAUAACGAGAAAACCCAGAGAGAGAAGGACACCAAUCUGUACCUAAAGAUGUUCACCGACUUCCUGUCAUUCAUGGUGCUCUUUAACUUCAUCAUCCCCGUGUCCAUGUAUGUGACGGUUGAGAUGCAAAAGUUUUUAGGAUCCUUUUUCAUCACCUGGGACAAGGACUUCUUCGACCCCGAAAUCAAGGAGGGAGCGCUGGUCAACACGUCAGACCUCAACGAGGAGCUGGGACAGGUGGAGUACGUCUUCACAGACAAGACUGGCACCCUUACUCAGAACAACAUGGAGUUCAUCGAGUGCUGCAUCGACGGCUUCCAGUACAAGUACCAGGAUGAAAGCUCUGAGCUGGACGGAUUGUGUGUCCCAGAUGGACCUGUGAGCAAACUACAGCAGAAAGCUGGCAGGGAGAGGGAGGAAUUGUUUCUUCGUGCCCUGUGCCUGUGCCACACAGUCCAGGUGAAAGAGUCUUCAGAGCAGGGUCAAGGCCAAGGGGACGGACUGACAAACCAGGUGGAUGGCUUAGGGGUGGAUGGAGAGGUGCUCCAUCCAGCUCAUGAGCAGAGAGGCUUUAUAGCCUCCUCACCUGAUGAGGUUGCUCUGGUCAAGGGUGCAAUGAGGUACGGCUUCACAUUUCUGGGCCUGGAGAGCAAAACUAUGAAAAUUCUCAACAGGAACAAGGACAUUGAAAUGUAUGAACUCCUUCAUGUGUUGAACUUUGAUCCUGUAAGAAGGCGAAUGAGUGUAAUAGUCAGAUCCAAAUCAGGUGAGACACUGCUCUUCUGUAAGGGAGCUGACUCUUCCAUCUUUCCCCGUGUCAAACAAGAGGAGGUCGAAAGGAUACGCAUGCAUGUGGAGCGUAAUGCAACAGAGGGCUACAGGACGCUCUGUGUGGCCUACAAAUAUCUUAGUGAAGAGGAGUACGCCCAGGCAGAUGCAGGACUGAGGGAAGCUCGGCUGGCUCUGCAGGACAGAGAGCAGAAGCUCAUGUCUGUUUACAAUCAGGUGGAGACCGGCAUGAGUCUGAUAGGAGCAACUGCUGUAGAAGAUCGGCUUCAAGAGGAGGCAGCAGAGACCAUGGAGGCUCUGCAGGGGGCGGGCAUGAAUGUUUGGGUCCUUACAGGAGAUAAGAUGGAGACGGCAAAGUCCACCUGUUAUGCUUGUAGAUUGUUCCAGAGAAGUACAGAGCUGCUGGAGCUGACAGUGCGUACUCUGGAGGAUGGAGGGAGAAGGCGUGAGGAACGACUGCACGAGCUCUUGCUUGAUUACCAUAAGAAAGCCGUGCAGGAUGCACCACCAGUUAAAGCAGGUGUCACCAGGCGCUGGUCUUCGGCAAACCAGGAUUACGGUUUUAUCAUAGAUGGAGCCACUCUUUCGAUGGUGCUAAACUCCUCCUCUGAAUCCAACGCGAGUCGCUACAAGAACCUGUUUCUGCAGAUCUGUCAGAACUGUACAGCUGUGCUCUGCUGCCGCAUGGCUCCUCUACAGAAGGCCCAGAUUGUUAAGAUGGUGAAGAACUCCAAAGGAUGCCCCAUCACCCUUUCCAUUGGAGAUGGUGCCAAUGAUGUCAGCAUGAUUUUGGAAGCUCAUGUUGGUAUUGGUAUUAAGGGUAAAGAGGGACGACAGGCAGUGAGGAACAGCGAUUACGCCAUCCCCAAACUCAAGCACCUCAAGAAACUUUUGUUGGCUCAUGGACACCUCUACUAUGUUCGCAUUGCACACCUGGUGCAAUAUUUCUUUUACAAGAACCUUUGCUUCAUCUUACCUCAGUUUUUGUACCAGUUCUUCUGUGGCUAUUCCCAGCAACCCCUGUAUGACGCGGCCUAUCUGACGAUGUACAACAUCUGCUUCACCUCUAUGCCCAUCCUGGCUUACAGUCUCCUUGAGCAGCACAUUUGUAUUGAGGUUCUGCUGGACAAUGCUACCCUCUACAGAGACAUUGCCAAGAACGCCAUGUUGCGGUGGGGACUGUUCCUCUACUGGACUUUACUUGGAGUCUUCCAUGGCUUGCUCUUCUUCUUUGGUGUCCGGUUUUUGUUCAGUAACCCUGCACUGCAGGAUAACGGCCAGGUAUUUGGCAACUGGUCGUAUGGAACAAUUGUCUUCACUGUCCUUGUCUUCACUGUUACACUUAAGCUUGCUCUGGACACACGGCACUGGACAUGGAUCAACCACUUUGUAAUUUGGGGCUCCCUGGCUUUCUACGUGUUUUUCAGCUUUUUCUGGGGAGGAAUAAUAUGGCCUUUCCUGAAGCAGCAGCGUUUGUACUUUGUGUUUGCCAACAUGCUGAGCUCAGUGUCAGCAUGGCUGGUCAUCAUCUUGCUCAUCCUCGUCAGCCUACUGCCAGAGAUCCUGCUUGUGGUGUUCCGCAAGCCCCGAGGGCCCAACGCUCGACAGAAGAAGCUGGGUCAGUCGAGCGCCGGGGGCCCCGAGUCUCCCCGGUCUUCAGCCAGGCCCCUGCUCAUGAGAACCUUUUCAGAUGAGUCCAAUACUGUCAUUUAAACAGAUUGCGCCCGUCACACCACUUUCCUACAAGCACCUAAAGGAAGACGACUGAAAGGCAUCAAGGACUCACAACAACAGUGGCAUCAGACGCUGUCAGGGUCAGAGAUGUCUGCCAUCAUGCCUGACCGUAAAAGAGGAGGAAAAAUGAGAAGAAGAAGAGCGAUUUGCUGACUUGGGGGAAGGGAUCUAAAUGGGUUUAGCGGUCUUCGACUUGCCUUUCCCCACUCCGUCCUCUGCCCAAUCCAAACUCCUCCCCAGCCCCCCUUUGCGCAUGCCUGCAGAGCUGUGCCCUGCAUCAUUUUUUUCAAGAUAUCUACUCAGAAGACAGGCAUGGGUUUUCUUUAUUUGACUUUUUCUUCUUCUUUUUUUUUUUUUAUACUAGCUAAAAAUGAAUGCAUACACGGCUGCCUUUUUGGUAGCUCUGUUAAAACUGCUGUGUUUUAACAAGCGGUUGUAAUUUUCACUCCAAGAAUGAUUCACCUGCAUGAAAGAAGAAGAAAUGCUUCACUCCACUGAGGUUCAGUCACUGUUGUCUGCAUCGAUUUCAUUUCACUUUGAAAGUUUAUAUUACGUUACAGUUAUUGCACUUUUCAACCGCUAUUCUUUAAAUUGUUUGAUGUUUAAGAAAUUAGUCAUCCACAGUGUAUGAAAAGUUACUGAAGGUGAUUUUAGUUCUGCUCAGAGCGGCAAAACCAUUAUUAGAAUGGUUUUCUUUUUCAAAAUGUAUUUUUUUUUUCUUUUCUUUUUUAAAUUCUGAAUCUGCAUUGUUGAUCAAAUGCUAAAGUUGACGGUUAAGAGAGGCCAUUUUUAUCACUCAAUAAAGUGUGUGUUCGUGUGUAUGUAUGUAAGAUUGAGAGAUAGAUUAGAGAUGUUGAGCAUGAUCCAGCAGUGAAGCAUUGCUCGGAGCGUGACCUAAAUCUCCCGACCUCAGAGAUAAUUUAAGAGUCCAUUUAAGAGGAGUAAAUUAAUAUAUGUGCUGUACUGUAUUUAGCAUAGUGAUGUAUGAAAGCAUCUGCUCAAAGCCAAAAAAGAUAGACGUAAUACGAUCAGAUUCUGUCUACAGAGUGUGAACUGAGAGUGACAGGUCAAGUGUGUGUUUGUGUGUAUGUGCUGGAUGAUGAAAUCCAGAAAGGUCUGUGCGUCAUGAAAACCAGGAUUACUUGAACCUUGUUUGUGAAGUAUGUUUAGACAUUUCCUGCACUAUUAAGUAAACUGGUUUCUUCAUUGCGUCGAUGGUCACUAAGGCACAUGAGUAUAUGCCUGAGCACACAUGCACAUAUCAGCUUUAUAAGAACAACACACACACAGUAAGGACACACAUAUAUGCGCACAUGCACUAAAACCUAAAUGAGGUAUUUAUGUUCAUUACCCAUUAUCUAGUUUGUAUCGGUAGUCUCGUACAGGCUGAGUUGGAGCGUAAAGAAAAUCAACUCCACACCUAGAUCAUCAGUUUCAUUUCACUGUGAGGCUUUUUGCUCCAUAUCCCUCCUUCUGUUAGCGCUGAAAUCUUCUGACCAAUGAAAUGACAGAGUGGACGGUUGAGCCUCUUUUUUUUCCCCCCUCCUUUAACUUCUUGUGUGUAGUGCUCCAUACAUUCCAUUUUAACAUGAAUUGUUUUCAAACCUUUUUAGCUACUGUCUACAUUUGCCUCCCUCCUCCCCACAAACUUGUAUUGUCCUUUUGGCAUAUUUAUUAUUAAGUGUAAUUUUGCUCACAGAUGUUAUUCUUUUAUUGUAUAAAUCUUUUUCUGUUAUUGUUGUGGAGAGUGGUCAGCUUUGUGCCAGUUGAGUUAAUCUGUUUUUCGCUCCAGAACUGAUGUGAGCCUGUGCCAAUUUCAUUUUAAGUCUUUGUUAUACAUGCAAAGACAGGCAGCCCCCCUAAUGCUCUCCCAGUGUCCCACAAUCCACCUCUGUACCAACAAGACUCCUUUUGCAUUGAUAUACUGUAUUUACUCUUGGUUUAAACCUAUUGCAGAUUAUUUCUGUUCUGUGUUAAAGUUGUUAUAGUUUCCACAUUACUGAUUCCUGCUCAGACCGUACAUUACUUUUAAAUAUGGGGGUUUUAUUUCAUCUCUCUGAUUGUUGCCUCACAUAUCUUUAACAGUGCAUCUGUAGAGCGGGCUCAUGCAGUCAUAAUCCCAUGUUGAGAUACAAAUUAUGUACAUGCUGAUUUGAUCUUAACAAAUGGAAAAAUAGACCUGCCUUUCAGUAUCAUUCGCUGCUAGAACAGCUAGUUGUAGUUUUUGAUGAAAAGGGGAGGAGACUGCUCUUACACCCUGUGACACGUCGCCUCCAGACUGCACUGAGCCACACAUCAGAUGAGCGAGAGGACACACUAAGAGGGGCUGCCUGCUUUGUUAACAAAUGUAAAAACAACCUUUAAGUAACAUCAGAGAUGCUAUUUUCAGAGCUAAAUGAUAUCUUGGAAUCUAAUGUUUUUGCCUGUUUAAAUGAAAACUAUAAAAGAAUGAAGAAUUGAAGAAUUGUAUUUUUAAUGCAACCUUUUUUCCAGCCACUUUUUCUACGAAAAAACGAAAUGUCCCAAAAAAAACAAA
This is a messenger RNA of Labrus bergylta (ballan wrasse), 6519 nucleotides long. It is a transcript of the gene atp11c, whose product is annotated as ATPase phospholipid transporting 11C. Gene Ontology annotation, biological process: phospholipid translocation. Gene Ontology annotation, cellular component: plasma membrane; endoplasmic reticulum; recycling endosome. Lineage: Eukaryota; Metazoa; Chordata; Actinopteri; Labriformes; Labridae. The record is from RefSeq and is a predicted model, not a curated record. Gene Ontology annotation, molecular function: ATPase-coupled intramembrane lipid carrier activity; ATP binding; ATP hydrolysis activity.